UUCCCUAGUCUACGCCCAUCGGGCGGGGUAUCGUCGUCGGUAAUCGGCACACCUCUCAAAGUUCUUGCAGACGCAGUCGCAGUCGUGUGUUGUGCUGUUUUUGUUGAGGUUAAACCCGCUGUCAGCCGGUUCCUUUUGGAGGUUGUACUUUUCUGGGCGCUGUACCGUCUCGAAGGCGACAGCAGUUGUUUAGCACUGCCCCGUGGAAGCACAAGAAAGCCAGCGCCAUGCCCGCCCCAGCCCCCGCCCCCGCCGCCGCCCCCGAGGGGCCGCCCCGCACCGAGCUGCAGGAGCUGCAGCUCAAGGCGGGGCAGGUCACGGAUGAGUCGUUGGAGAGUACGCGUCGUAUGUUGAUGCUCUGCGAGGAGAGCCAUGAAGUGGGAAUGAGGUCCCUAGUGAUGUUGGAUGAGCAAGGGGAGCAACUGGAUCGUAUUGAGGAGGGUAUGGACCAGAUCAAUGCUGACAUGAAGGAGGCGGAAAAGAACUUGACAGGCAUGGAGAAAUGCUGUGGUAUUUGUGUUCUCCCUUGUAAUAAGUCAGCCUCAUUCAAGGAGGACGAAGGAACUUGGAAAGGAAACGAUGAUGGCAAAGUUGUCAACAACCAGCCUCAGCGUGUCAUGGAUGACCGCAAUGGUCUUGGCCCACAAGCAGGCUACAUUGGAAAAAUCACAAAUGAUGCUAGGGAAGAUGAGAUGGAAGAGAAUAUGGGUCAAGUCAACACAAUGAUUGGUAACCUCCGCAACAUGGCUCUUGACAUGGGAUCUGAGCUGCAGAACCAGAACUCUCAAAUCGAUCGUAUCAACCGCAAGGGAGAGUCCAAUGAGUCGAGGAUAGCAGUUGCCAAUCAACGAGCUCAUGAUUUACUGAAGUAAACGUGCUACACGAAACAAACACAGACAGCAAAUCAUCUGAUCAUUUCAUAGAAUUUUCCAAAUUUGAUUAGCUUAAACCAACUAGCAUAUUGUAUUCUAUUAGUCUCUGAAGAACAACACAUUGCAAGGAAAUUAAAACUUGGGAAAGCUGUACUAAUCAAGAUGAAAACAUCUGCUGUAGAUUUUAUUUCUAAUUUUGUCUAAGUUUUCAGAGCUGUUGUAUUUACAGUACAGGCAGGAUAUAUCCCUACUUGUGAAUACCAGUAAUAUAAAACUAAUAUGGUUUUACUUAUAAUCCUGGUGCUUAUGCAUAUUUAAAAAAAAUUACUCCAAUUACCCUGUCAAUCAAUUUUGCUGCAUGCCAUCUUUUGACUGUGAGUCUUUGAUAAGGGAUUGUGAUUUUCACCUCAAAUGGGAGUGAUAGACAAAAAUUAAAUUUUUGCAACAACUGCAUAUUUUGAAUGUUUUUGUUACCCACUGGUGGAUUGUUAUUGUUACCCCAAAGCCAUUGCAAGUUUGUGAUUUGUCUUUCAAUCAGUCCAUCAGUAGGUCAUUCACUCCUAGUGAAUUUUGGUACUGAUAUUAAAGCAAUAUAAAUUUUGUAUGAGUACAAAUUUUAUCCAAGCACCACAACAACCUUUGGCUCUUAGGGCCACCAUUUUGCUGGAUUUAGAAGUGAGGCAUGGUAUCAUCUUCCUUAGUUUUUGUACAAUUGAAAGUUUUAUUUCCCCAUCCCUGAGACAGGCACAACUUUGUUGACUGUUUGUGUUGGUUGUUGGUGUUUUUAGAGCUUUGGUUUCUUUUUCUUUUUCAAGAGCUGCUUAUAUUAAGUCUACCUAAUCAUUAAGGUGAUAUCUUGUAGUUUUCAAUUUCUUUUGCUGGAGAGUAUUUGUGUGGUUAAUUUUUUUGGACAUUAGGUAAAGAACUCAAGAAGGAGAGAUGAAAUGGGACAUGGCUUUGAAUGAAAAGGCUUGUCAAGAUCAAAGAUGGGUGUUAUCAGAAAAGUGAUGACCAGUGAAUGGAAAGUGUUCUCUUCCAUCUCUUCUUCUGGAAUUUAAUACCUUAUGCUACCUAUUGUGGCAGUUGCUUGUGGCUGUCCAUAGUGUAGCUGACAAAAUUGACCAAAGCAAAGUGCCUUCAGAGGAGCUGAUUUUCAGCAUCAGAAUACAUUUUAAGUUAAGAACUGCUGUUAUGGCCCUGCAAAACAAAAGUAAUAAUUUUGCCUGUCAAGUAAGCUCUUUAUACAAUGUUAUAUAGUUGGUCGAUGGUCACAAAAUAGUAACUACUUUGAAAGUAAUUCACAAUGUUCCUUUACCGCCUCUCCCUUCUCAUGAAAUGUAUUCUGAUAAUUUGAAUUUUCUUCUCAUUACAAAAUUUGCAAUAUGUAAAUGCGUAUGAAGUCAAUUCAAAUAUGACUUUAGUGUUCAAAACUGAGAAAGAAUUUGCGACCCUUUGUACCUUUAAACUUGUUUCUCAACAUUUUUCACCUAUUAAGCGGGGAAUUUUGUGUGGAGUUAGUACUUACUAAGUUAUUUUCAGAUGUAAUUAACACUAGCAGCCUCAAUGUCCUUCCAAUGUCUACAGGUGGCUGCUGUGUUACUUUGUUGGCCUUUAUUAUUUGUGAUUUCAUCUUUAUUCAACACAGGAAUUUAGUUCCGAAGCCUGGUAUUGUGGUAACUUAUUGACAUUUUCAACAUAUUUUAUUAUUAUAAUGUAAUACUUUAAUCUGUUAUUGUCUAUUCUAACAUGUAGGUGGAUGGGAGGAGCUAUUAUAAAUAUAUCUACUAAGCGUGUUAUUCACCCUCUAGCAAGCUGUGAUAGGUUUCAAUGUGGAUUAAAAUUAAAGCAUAUAUCUUAAUGGCUGACAUUUCAUCUUUCCUUUGUUGAGAAUUUUCCUUUCCAUUUAGUGUUGGACAAAAUAUUGAAACUCAGCUGCUUCCUGGUUAUUUUCUUGUACUACUGCUCUUAUCUUGACCAUGGGCUCAUUAAGUAUUAAUCUGUUAACAAAACAAAUAUCAUAUCUUUGGUUGAUCUUAAGGAAAACUGGAAGUGUCUUUUGAACUUAACCUUUAUUAUAGUUAAUGAUCUCUUUGCCACAGUCUUGGCUGUUCAAAGAUUUAUGCCAUGCAGUAUUUAAUUGUGGAAUAAGAAUCUUGAUGGUAGCUUUUGCAGCUUGCAAUAAAGGCUACCCUGAUUCUUCCUCAAAUAAUUUGUUCCCUUAGCUGAGCAGGAGUGUUCAUAACGUCAUGUUCUCUUGAAAUUUUGGUUGAAAAUCCAUGUGUGAAAAAACAGUUGGAAAAUGAGAAAAAGAGGGGCUUUGAACUUUUUCCUCCCAAUUAUAAUAUUUCCAUUUUCCCUUCUUUGAAAAAUAGUUUUUAGUCAUGAACCAUUGAAUGCCUGCUGUGAUGAAUGACCCACUACCUUUCAUCCCAUUCCAGAAGCUUCCUUCGAAAGUUAUGUCAACAAUAAUAUGGAAACUUUUAAUCAAAAUGUCUGAGUUCUUUUUUUGGUAGGUAGGCUGAUCGGUUUGAUCUAAGUUUCGGAGAAUGUAACAAUUGUAUAUAUUGUGGUGUACAUAAAACAAAAGUCAGAGGUUAAUUUUUCAGUAUUUGUGCAAUAUACACUGGGAUUGUUAUAUGCUUUGUAAAUGUAUUCUUAUGCACAUACUUUUGCUGCAAUACAUUUCAUGAAUUUUAAAUGUAGGAAUUCUAAAAAUAAUUAAUACGAGAUGCAUGGUAUGAUGUAUAUGAAUGCGUGAAUGGUAACAAAGAGUACUUAGAUAGUGAAUAUCAUUUCUUGGCUCCAAUUUGUCUUUUCAUAGUUGCUUGAAUAUAUUCAUAUACUUAUGUCGUCUGUUUGUUGAAAAGCACACCUUGUGCCAAAGGAUACCUAGAAUUUCUAGGAUAUCUCUGGUGAUUGAUUCCGUUCAGUAUUGUAACCUCGUGGUUGUGCUUGUUCUGACAUUUACUAUCAAAGUCAAAAAAGAAUAAAUCACAGUGCUAGGACAAACAUUUUUCUCCUCUAAUUAUUAAAGUCUUUGCUUGUAUAUUCUUUUGGCUAAUUAGUAUUGGCAAGUUUGGUACUUAUGUUAAUUAAUUAUAAUUUAUUUAUCUUCAAUUAAUUAACAUCGGUGGCCAAAAGGGAAAGGGAAAAUGGAGACUAAACAAAUUUUGGUUUUGUGUAGUUGCUUUGAUUUUCUUUCAUCCAUCUGCCCCAAGUUUUCUUUUUGUUUUUGUAAAGUUUGGUGGAUAGAACUCUAUUAAUUUACAAAUGAGUUACUUUAAUUAAGACAAAGUAAGGAGCUACUCAACCGUGCUUCUGUCCAGGAGAAAGUAGAAAUGAAACUAUUGUGAUGCUAGGGCUGCACAUUUUGGCUGAUGGCUGUAGAUUUUGCCUCAGCAGGUGCAACCAUGUUGUUAAGUUUUGUGGCUGUUGAAUGUUUGAGAGACUUUUAUAUUUAAAGUAACUUAGUUUUAGAACAUCUUUUUGUUAGGUACAAGUUAUGUCCAUGCCACUUUUCAGUGGAAAGUUAUUGUUAAUAACAUUGGGCAUGUUAUAUCAACUUUUUUCUCCCUCUCGCAAUCCUUUCAGUACUAGUAUUUCACUUAACAUAAUCUUUGAGAGGAUUUUAAUGCAAUAUUUCAUCUUUCCACCUGUUUCACUUCUUUCUUUGAAACAUACUUUUAUGUCCCCCUUGUCCCUUUUUCCUUCAACACUCUGUUUCCCUGUAGCCUAAAUUUCUAUUGAUUGACUUUUCUUCAAGACCUACCUUGGAGUGUAGUUAAAGCAUUACAGAAUCUAGGGACAUUUCUUUUACAUGCAAUUGCUGCAGUGAUAUUGUGAUGUUAGUCAUGCAAAACAUGGGCUUCCCUUUGAAACUAUGUACUUAGAACUAAAAUAACUUGCUCAUGGAUGUUUAAAAAAUACAGUGAAUGCUUUUGUCUAGUUCAGUGAAUUUUUUUGAAUUUUUUUUUUUUUGUUGUUUGUCCUUUUGACAUCCAGUUUGCCCUGUGGAUCCACUUCUUAU
This is a messenger RNA of Thrips palmi, 4899 nucleotides long. RefSeq names its product synaptosomal-associated protein 25 (gene Snap25). Bases 228 to 872 code for a protein of 214 amino acids. NCBI's taxonomy places the organism in Eukaryota, Metazoa, Arthropoda, Insecta, Thysanoptera, Thripidae. Gene Ontology annotation, biological process: synaptic vesicle priming; exocytosis; synaptic vesicle fusion to presynaptic active zone membrane. The record is from RefSeq and is a predicted model, not a curated record. Gene Ontology annotation, molecular function: SNAP receptor activity; syntaxin binding. Gene Ontology annotation, cellular component: plasma membrane; SNARE complex. The transcript is spliced from 8 exons.